CUCACCAGAAAGCCCCCAGCGACGGCAUCGUGAUUGUUCGGCGCUGCCAAUUAUCUUCUCCCACACCAUGUUCUUUGCCAGGCGAUCGGUAGCUUCGGCGCGGCUACUGCUGCGGAACCAGCAGCCCCAUCGAUUUGGCUCUCAUGCAGCUCACCACGCUGCCCCUGUGAACGAGAGCUUCGGCCGGAGUUUCUACGUCACCGUCGGCACCUUCGCUUCCUGCUACGUUAUCUACCGCAUCCACAAGGCCACCGAGGAGUCGGGCUCCCAGUCUUGGAUCUCCAACCUCAUCCAGAAGUGGACUCCCUCGGAGCAGGUCUUUGAGCAGAGGAACGCCAUCCGGACGGCGGUGAUGGAGAAGGCCGCUCGCGACCGUCACUUGUUCGCCAGUCAGGGCCCGAGCGAAACAUACGGAUUGAUGCAACCCGAGGUCAGCUUCCACGCCGUCCAGCCUAUUAACCUUGUCGCCGGCUACGAUGCGGACAUUAGCAGGGUUGUCGCACACUACGAGCGCAAGAACCAGGCCAUUGAGGAGGACCGCGUUGCCCGGAUGAAGGACGGCAAGGUCGUUUCUCUCUAUGAAUAGUUAAGCUGAAUUGAUUUGAAUUGUUUGGUCACAAAACUCUGUCGGUAGAUCUGGGAAGCACGACGCGUUGUACAUGUACAUAUAACAAGACCGGUAAAUGGUCUCAAUGUUUCUUUUUUCUUUUCUACUCCACCGAAUUCUUGGCCUUUCACCCUUGGGGCUGUCCUAUAGUGCCAUAGAGUGAGUCUUGAACUGCGCAGACACCGUGUGACAGCUACGUAACCGAUCACAUUCGCUUCCGCGCCCGAGCCAAUAAG
Molecule: messenger RNA, 843 nt
Organism: Aspergillus japonicus CBS 114.51
Lineage: Eukaryota; Fungi; Ascomycota; Eurotiomycetes; Eurotiales; Aspergillaceae
Product: putative NADH-ubiquinone oxidoreductase 178 kDa subunit
Exons: 3
Coding region: 68-586 (172 amino acids)
Cellular component (GO): mitochondrion
Source: RefSeq, a predicted model, not a curated record